This is a messenger RNA of Boleophthalmus pectinirostris (great blue-spotted mudskipper), 2541 nucleotides long. It is a transcript of the gene cpsf3, whose product is annotated as cleavage and polyadenylation specific factor 3. Gene Ontology annotation, cellular component: mRNA cleavage and polyadenylation specificity factor complex. The record is from RefSeq and is a predicted model, not a curated record. Gene Ontology annotation, biological process: mRNA 3'-end processing by stem-loop binding and cleavage. Lineage: Eukaryota; Metazoa; Chordata; Actinopteri; Gobiiformes; Gobiidae. Gene Ontology annotation, molecular function: 5'-3' exonuclease activity; RNA binding; RNA endonuclease activity.
AAUAUUUAUAUGUAAGUUAGAAACUGAAAAAGUUAUUCAAUUUUAAAUAUUUACAGAGACACUUUGCUGUUAUAGACCACGGAUAAAUAUUAAAAUAGCGACGAAAACAAAGACGAACAACUAGCGGAACUGAAUUCGUUAGUUCCGCCCGGACCCUUUGGAGUGUUGCAGCGGUGGAACUUCGUGCGGAGCUAACGAGGCUAACGCACGGAGCUAAUGGGGCUAAAAAACUGAAUGAAAUUUCUGCAUUUUUUUUACUAAAAUAAUAAAAAUGGCAGCGAAACGAAAACCCGAGAUCAUCGUCCCGGCGGAGGAGAGCGACCAGCUGCUGAUCCGACCCCUUGGAGCGGGACAAGAAGUGGGGCGUUCGUGCAUCAUCCUGGAGUUUAAAGGACGAAAAAUCAUGUUGGACUGUGGGAUCCACCCGGGCCUGGAGGGGAUGGACGCUCUGCCGUACAUCGACCUGAUCGACCCCGCGGAGGUGGACCUCCUGCUCAUCAGCCAUUUCCACUUGGACCACUGUGGGGCGCUGCCGUGGUUCCUGCAGAAGACGAGUUUCAAAGGUCGAACUUUCAUGACUCACGCGUCCAAGGCCAUUUACCGCUGGCUCCUGUCGGACUACGUCAAAGUCAGUAACAUCUCGGCGGACGACAUGCUGUACACGGAGACGGACCUGGAGGACUCGAUGGAGAAGAUCGAAACGAUAAACUUCCACGAGGUCAAGGAGGUGGCGGGGAUCAAGUUCUGGUGUUACCACGCCGGGCACGUGCUCGGAGCCGCCAUGUUCAUGAUCGAGAUCGCCGGAGUCAAGCUGCUGUACACCGGGGACUUCUCUCGGCAGGAGGACAGACACCUGAUGGCAGCGGAGAUCCCCAGCGUCAAACCAGACAUCCUCAUCACGGAGUCGACUUACGGGACGCACAUCCACGAGAAGCGCGAGGAGCGAGAGGCGCGUUUCUGCAACACCGUCCACGACAUCGUGAACCGCGAAGGCCGCUGCCUCAUCCCCGUGUUCGCCCUGGGGAGAGCCCAGGAACUGCUGCUCAUCCUGGACGAGUACUGGCAGAAUCACCCCGAGCUCCACGACAUCCCGAUCUACUACGCGUCGUCUCUGGCGCGGAAGUGCAUGGCCGUGUACCAGACGUACAUCAACGCCAUGAACGACAAGAUCCGCAAAGCCAUCAACAUCAACAACCCCUUUGUGUUCAAGCACAUCAGCAACCUCAAGAGCAUGGAUCACUUUGACGACAUCGGUCCGAGCGUGGUGAUGGCGUCUCCGGGGAUGAUGCAGAGCGGUUUGUCCCGGGAGCUGUUCGAGUCCUGGUGCACGGACAAGAGGAACGGAGUGAUCAUCGCCGGAUACUGCGUGGAGGGAACGCUCGCCAAGCACAUCAUGACGGAGCCGGACGAGAUCACCACCAUGUCGGGCCAGAAACUUCCUCUCAAAAUGUCUGUGGACUACAUCUCCUUCUCCGCUCACACCGACUACCAACAAACCAGCGAGUUCAUCCGAGCGCUCAAACCUCCACACGUGAUCCUGGUUCACGGGGAGCAGAAUGAAAUGGCUCGCCUCAAAGCAGCUCUGAUCCGUGAGUACGAGGACAACGACGAGGUUCACAUCGAGGUGCACAACCCGCGCAACACGGAGGCCGUCACGCUCUACUUCAGAGGAGAGAAACUCGCCAAGGUCAUGGGGUCGCUGGCGGACAGGAAGUGCGCUCAGGGUCAGAGGGUCUCAGGAAUCCUGGUCAAAAGAAACUUCAACUACCACAUCCUGUCUCCAUCCGACCUGUCCAAUUACACAGACCUGAACAUGGGCACGGUGACUCAGACUCAGGCCAUCCCGUUCACUGGACCCAUCUCGGUUCUGGUCAGUCAGCUGCGGCACCUCUCGGGGGAGGUGGAGCAGGUGGAGGGAGCGGAGAAGAUCACCGUCAAAGUGUUUAAGAGCAUCACUCUGGUGCACGAGGCCGGGAUGGUGCUGCUGCAGUGGACGGCGAAUCCUCUGAACGACAUGUUUGCGGACGCAGUGACCACGGUGAUCCUGGAGGUGCAGUCCAACCCCAACGCCCAGAAAUAUCUGGAGGGACGCAGAGAAACAUCAGACCCAGAGGAUGUUUUUCCAGAGAGACUCGCACUCAUGUUAAAUGACAUGUUUGGCGAGGGCUGUGUCAGUUUCUCUGAGGGAAAACUCAAAGUGACGGUGGAACAGGCCACAGCUGCAGUCGACCCGCGCACCAGGUCUGUCGUUUGUGAAGAAGACGAGACGUUGAGGGAGAUGGUGGAAGUGGCCGUUCACAGAUUGUACGACGCGUUAAACCCCAUUUUCUGAUCUCGACCGACCGCAGCGCCGCCUCCACAGACCCAGAGGACCUCAGACCCUCACAUCCUCCUCAGACCCUCAGACCUUCAGACUCUCGGCCGCUCUGUGACGUGGGCCUCGCCUUCUUUAGUUUGUGUAGAAAAUGUUUAAAUGUGUUUUUCUAUGUUUUGUAAAAAAAAAAAAAAAAUCAUGAAACAUAAACCAGAUCUGACUCCAAA